CACAAUAGACAGCACACACACACACACAUACACACAAUAGACAGCACACACACAUACACGCAAUACACAGCACACACACAUACACGCAAUACACAGCACACACACAUACACACACACACAGACACAGAAACAGGAAACAGCAAACACACAGCACACAAACACAGACACACCCAGACAGUUGGGUAUAUCUUCAGCCAGCUAUGAUGUUUGUGUUGGACUCUGGACCAGCUGCAGAUUGAAGUCUAAGGAGGAGCAACACGGGUUUUCAGUCCGUCAGCAUGGCACUCGUCUUCCUCCUCCUCUUCCUCCCCCUCUCUCACCACUCCAAUGCCAUGACUGGUUGCCAUAGUGACCGUGACAAAGACCACCGCCCCCGGGUCAACUGCACGGCAACCAACCUUAGUGACGUCCCCGCCAGCAUCGACACGACAACCAAGGUGCUGAUCUUCACCCAGAACCAGUUCUCCAGUCUAACCUGGUCCUCCUAUAGUCACUUCCCAGAGCUCUAUGAAAUAGAUCUGAGCCACAACGCAGUUCCAGAGGUUCCCCUGUCCCCCGGCCCGAUUCUCCCCACUCUAGGGGUUCUACGCCUGGUAGGGAACCGCAUUAGAACCCUGCCCCCUCACUCCUUCAGGGCCACGCCGGGCCUGCUAGAACUCUAUCUGGACCAGAACAUUCUGGAGACACUAGACGACCUGUCCUUCUCUGGGCUCAGGCUGCUACAGGUCAGUACGCCACUUAAUUAGUUGAUUUGUUUA
Messenger RNA from Oncorhynchus keta (chum salmon), 758 nucleotides. Its product is annotated as leucine-rich repeat and immunoglobulin-like domain-containing nogo receptor-interacting protein 3. The coding region runs from base 279 to 746 and encodes 155 amino acids. Gene Ontology annotation, cellular component: voltage-gated potassium channel complex. Lineage: Eukaryota; Metazoa; Chordata; Actinopteri; Salmoniformes; Salmonidae. Gene Ontology annotation, molecular function: transmembrane transporter binding; potassium channel activator activity; voltage-gated potassium channel activity. The record is from RefSeq and is a predicted model, not a curated record. The transcript is spliced from 3 exons.